AAUAGAACCUUAAUCCCAAUUUCCCACACUAUCUCAAUAAAUAUUAUGUUAAACAUGAUGAACAAUAAUAGGAAUAACAACCCUGCACCACUUUGCCCUCCAUUACAAGUCCAAUAUGAUUAUCAUCAUGGAUAUGAUUAUUCUUCCUUAUUGUUCUCCUCAUCAUACUCGUUGGCGGCACCAGGUAACAUUAGUGCCGCCACCGCAGCUCCUAACUCAGCAUCCUCUCCUCACUCUGGCACCGGAAAGUACCGAGGUACGCGGUGUCGGAGCGGAAAGUGGGUGUCAGAGAUAAGAGAGCCACGGAAGUCAAACCGCAUAUGGCUUGGGACAUACCCCACGCCGGAGAUGGCUGCCACCGCUUACGAUGUAGCGGCUCUUGCAUUAAGAGGUCCUAAUGCCUAUCUCAACUUUCCCAAUUUCAUGCUCGCUUACCCUAUUCCUGCCUCCUUGUCCGCCCCUGAUAUUCGCGCUGCCGCGGCCGCUGCGGCCGAGGCGAGGCUUGUUACAUCACCACCGCCACCUCCACUGCCAAUACCACCGGAAAACCCUUCAGAGAUUCUGGAGGAAUAUUUCGAUGAAGAGGAGGUAUGGAAUAUGCCGAGCUUGAUUGAAGACAUGGCCAGGGGAAUGCUUAUGAGUCCCCCAAGAAUGGUGGAGUCCUUCUCCUCUGAAGACUUUGCCGAGUGCUAUUCGGAUCUUUAUAGUACUCUUUGGAGUACUUGGUAAAUUAAAACCGGCUGAGGAUUAAAUAAAAUAACAAUAAUAAUAAUAAUGGUAUGAUCUCUCUCCAUAUGUGUGUUUGUUUCUGUGCUUCUAGCUAGGUCUUGCAACAAAUUAAAGCCUAGAUUAUUAUAUUUCAAAUUGUAAGGUCACUUUCAUGGUGCCCUCUCAAGUGAAAGAACCAAUUUAAAAAAAGCUAAGUUUUGGAGAUUUCAUAGUGCACCUUGGUUUGA
Arachis stenosperma is the source of this 956-nucleotide messenger RNA. RefSeq names its product ethylene-responsive transcription factor ERF027-like. Gene Ontology annotation, biological process: regulation of DNA-templated transcription. Lineage: Eukaryota; Viridiplantae; Streptophyta; Magnoliopsida; Fabales; Fabaceae. The transcript has a single exon. Bases 46 to 729 code for a protein of 227 amino acids. Gene Ontology annotation, molecular function: DNA binding; DNA-binding transcription factor activity. The record is from RefSeq and is a predicted model, not a curated record.